AUGGUUGAUUUGGAGAGCGAAGUACCCCGUCUUCCCCCGAGGUAUAGAUUCAGGGACUUACUCCUCGGGGACCAGAAUUUACUAAAUGACGACAGGGUGCAAGUUGAAUUUUAUGCCAAUGAAAGUACUUUCAAAGAGACACUUAAACUGUUCUUCAUCAAAAACCAAAGAUCAAGCCUAAGAAUACAAGUGUUUGACUUCUCCCUAAAGGUUCUGAGCUGUGUCUUAUACAUGUGUCGCGUAUUGACAGAUGACCCAUCCAAAGGACAUGGCUGGUCUCCCAUAAUGUGGGUCGAACGAAGUCUUUUAAUAUGGCCGUUACAGGUGUCUGUGGCAGUUAUCUGUCUUUUUGAAACUAUUCUAUUGACUUACCUGAGUUACAAGGGCAACAUUUGGGAGCAGAUAAUUCGGUUGACGUUUAUCCUGGAGAUGGUGAACACAGUGCCUUUCCUGCUCACCAUCAUGUGGCUCCCUCUGCGGAACCUUUUCAUCCCAGUGUUCCUGAACUGCUGGUUGGCCAAGCAUGCCUUGGAGAAUAUGAUUAAUGACCUGCAUCGUGCCAUACAGCGAACACAGUCUGCCAUCUUCAACCAGGUGCUCAUCCUCAUCUCCACCCUCUUCUGCCUCAUAUUCACUUGUAUCUGUGGAAUCCAGCACCUGGAGCGGGCGGGCAAGAAUCUGACGUUGUUCGACUCCUGGUACUUCUGUGUUGUCACGUUCUCCACAGUGGGUUACGGCGACGUCACGCCCAACGUGUGGCCCUCCAAGCUGCUGGUGAUCAUCAUGAUCUCAGUGGCCCUUGUGGUGCUGCCCAUUCAGUUUGAGCAGCUGGCCUACCUGUGGAUGGAGAGACAGAAGUCGGGGGGGAACUACAGCCGUCACCGCGCCCAGACGGAGAAACAUGUGGUGCUGUGUGUCAGCUCCCUCAAGAUAGACCUCCUGAUGGACUUCCUCAAUGAGUUCUACGCCCACCCCGGGCUGCAGGACUACUACGUCAUCAUCCUGUGUCCGACAGAGAUGGACCCCCAGGUUCGUCGGGUCCUCCAGAUCCCCCUGUGGUCACAGCGUGUCAUCUACCUCCAGGGUUCAGCCCUCAAAGACCAGGAUCUCAUUCGGGCCAAACUGGACAAUGCCGAGGCUUGUUUCAUCCUAAGCAGUCGCUGUGAGGUGGACCGCACUGCCGCAGACCAUCAGACAAUUCUGCGAGCUUGGGCUGUGAAGGAUUUCGCUCCAAAGUGCCCCAUUUAUGUCCAGAUUCUAAAGCCAGAGAAUAAAUUCCAUGUGAAAUUUGCAGAUCAUGUUGUGUGUGAGGAGGAAUUCAAGUAUGCCAUGUUGGCCCUGAACUGCAUCUGUCCAGCGACCUCCACCCUCAUAACCCUACUGGUCCACACUUCACAGGGCCUGGAAGGGCAGCAGUCUCCAGAGCAUUGGCACAGGACCUAUGGCAAGUGUUCCGGGAACGAGGUUUACAACAUCGCCAUGAGAGACAGCGUCUUCUUCUCGGAAUACAUGGGGAAAAGCUUCACCUACACCUCCUUCAAAUCGCAUAAGAAGUAUGGUGUGUGUCUGAUCGGGGUGUGCCGGGAGGACAGUAAGAGCAUCCUGCUGAACCCCGGGCCCCAGUUCCGAAUGAGCCCCAAUGACACCUGCUUCUACAUCAACAUCACCAAGGAGGAGUAUUCUACCUUUAAGACCCAGAGGGAGAGGAUGGUCAGCCGGCCUCGCCUGCCAGUACCCAGUGUCAUCGCCAGCAUGGGCACUGUGGCCAUAGACCUCCAGGACGCAGGCUGCAAGCCCAACUGUGGGCCCACUCUCUGUCUCCCCCCAGAGGACAUUAAGGGUAACAGCAGGGGGCCCAGCAUCAGCCCCGUGCUAGAGGUGCCAGACACUUCCUCUCUGCACACAGGUGACCUCUAUAGCGACCAAUCAGAGGAUGAGAACCUGCCCUCCGACGAGGACCUAUCAACUGAGGACUAUGUGAAAGGCUAUUCUCCCAACCUGCCCUACAUCGGUAGUUCUCCAACACUUUGCCAUCUACUGAAGGAGAAAGUACCAUACUGUUGCCUCAGACUGGAAGGGGGUUGUCAGCAUAACAACUUUGAGGACGCCAAAGUGUAUAGCUUUAAGAACAAGCUGAUCAUUGUGUCGGCUGAGACGGCGGGGAAUGGACUGUACAACUUCAUCGUCCCACUUAGAGCUUCCUACAGACUAAAGAAAGAGCUGAACCCGAUUGUGCUGCUCCUGGAUAAUCAGCCUGACACACAGUUCCUGGAGGCUAUCUGUUGGUUCCCGAUGGUGUUCUACAUGGUCGGCUCCAUCGAUAACCUAGAUGACCUCCUGCGUUGCGGUGUGUCCUUUGCGGCCAACAUGGUGGUGGUGGACAAGGAGAGCACCAUGAGUGCAGAGGAGGACUACAUGGCUGAUGCCAAAACCAUCGUCAAUGUGCAGACACUCUUCAGGUUGUUCUCCAGUCUCAGUAUCAUCACAGAGCUAACCCACCCGGCCAACAUGAGGUUUAUGCAAUUCAGAGCUAAGGACUGGUACUCUCUGGCUCUCUCUAAACUGGAGAAGAAAGAGCGGGAGAAAGGCUCCAACCUGGCUUUCAUGUUCCGCCUGCCAUUUGCUGCCGGGAGGGUCUUCAGUAUCGGCAUGCUGGACACUCUCCUCUACCAGUCGUUUGUCAAAGACUAUAUUAUCUCCAUCACCAGGCUGCUGCUUGGCCUGGACACCACCCCAGGCUCUGGCUUCCUUUGCUCUAUGCAGAUCUCCGAGGAUGACCUUUGGAUCCAGACGUAUGGAAGGCUCUAUCAGAAACUGUGUUCCACCGUCGGUGACAUUCCCAUCGGCAUCUACAGGACAGAAUCCCAGAUGGCUGAUUCCUCCGAGUCACAGCUCUCGAUAUGUGUCGAGGACUUUGAUGACGCCAAGGAGCAGGCCGACAUAGAGCUUCCCCCUGUGGCCGGAGGGCUCCACCGCAGCUCCACCUCCAGCGACCCAUCGGACGGGAAGGCUCCCCUGCUGAGGAGGAAGAGCAUGCAGUGGGCACGAAAGCUGAGCCGGAGAGGCCCACGGGGGAACCAGAGGGAGGCUCAGAGGGGGGCCCAGCAGGGUCUGAGGGCCAGACGUUCGGAGAGACAGGAGCUGGCUGAGCUGGUCAACAACCGGAUGAAGAGCCUGGGACUCUCUGCCACGGCUUACGAUGACAUGAGCGAGAACCAGAGCACGCAUUCCCACACGUAUGUGUUGAUCAACCCACCUCCCGACACCAAACUGGAACUGAAUGACAUAGUGUAUCUCAUCCGUUCAGAUCCCGUGGGGUAUGUCCCUAAGGCUGGUGACAGCAGGGAGAGUCUGGGAAACAACACCUGUGUUGGGGAGCACACCAAGACAGAGUCUUCUUUUUGAUCCCUACCUACACACAGCCUGCCUUUACAGUAGUAUUGGGGGUGUUAAAGGGAUCAUUCAUUUUUUGCACUGCUACAUCCUUGCCAGGAGAUUCUGGAUGUUAAAUUAGAAAAUAAUAAUAAAACUAGCUAAAUAACCAACUAAUGUAAAACAGUUAGGAUGAAAUGACAAUAUCGAAAAUGAGCUAAAACUUCAACAAAGUGAACCAUCCCUUUAAUGCCAUAAUUAUGUUAUGUGCUACAAUUCACAUUGCGUUGCGCAGAGCACGGGGUGGUGCAAUCAAUAUAAUCUUGGACUGUAUCAUCCCCAUACUUGAUCUACUUUUCAAUUAACAUAGAUAUACGUGUGUCUUAAACUGUAUCUCUCGCUUUCACAAUGUGGCCUUUCCAGAGGAUAAACUCAGUUUAGGAACUCAAUGAUUUGAAAGACACCCCAUGGUCAAAGCUCUUCUAGGAGAGCAGAGUCCCUGCUCAUCUUCCAAAUAUGUCUGAAACCCUACCUCGUCAAAUAGUAUUUUAGUAUGGUAUAAUCCCACAGCAUUCACACCCCCACCUCACCCCAAAUAUUGGUUGCCUUUCAUGAAAUAACCCUCCCACUUGAUCCCCUCCCUCCAUCCCAAAUAGCACUGACUCUGCUGAUAGCUACUUCAUUGAGAAAAAAUGUACUUACUAUGACUGAGAUGUGAUUUUCCCACCUAUCUUGCUUAAGAUGAAUGCACUAACUGUAUGUCGCUCUGGAUAAGAGCAUCUGCUAAAUUACUCAAAUGUAAAUGGUGGUAUUUGUUUGCAUGUUUGGGGGGGUGGUGACUGAACUGUUUGGGUUGCUAUGCAAAAAAUCUGUCCUCAUAGUUUACAGUAUAGAGCUCGCCAGCUUGUAGUCCUAAAAAAACUGAAAUGAGUAACCUCUGGUUCGUUCAACCAUUGCUAUGGCGGAAAUUAAUGGGGAAAGAAUGGGGUUUUGGGGUAAACGGCGAAAAUAAAGUCUGAGGUUAACACAGGCUUAGAAGAUCUUAUAUACAUUGUGUUCUAGAACAAAACUUAUAAGAUCUCAUAAGCCUCUGUUUACCACAGAUGUUAUUUUUGCAGUUUAUUAAAAAAAAUACAUUAAUUUCCCCAUAGGCUUUGCCCAACGAGCCAUGGCAGAGUUAGUGCCUACAAAAAGACGCCACAUUGCUCUAUUACUAUUGCUCUCUAUACCUCAUGAUAUCAUAUUUACUGUUUGUUUAUUCAUUUGUAUAGUCAUGUGAAUCAUGCAUUGUACUAUACUCAUCUGUUGAAUGUUUGUUGUCAUUCAUAUUGACUGUCAUAAAUAAUGGUAUGUUUA
Molecule: messenger RNA, 4728 nt
Organism: Salvelinus namaycush (lake trout)
Lineage: Eukaryota; Metazoa; Chordata; Actinopteri; Salmoniformes; Salmonidae
Product: potassium channel subfamily T member 2-like
Exons: 28
Coding region: 1-3405 (1134 amino acids)
Biological process (GO): potassium ion transport
Cellular component (GO): membrane
Molecular function (GO): intracellular sodium-activated potassium channel activity
Source: RefSeq, a predicted model, not a curated record